AUGAACAUCCUUUUACAGGAUCCAUUCGCUGUUCUUAAGGAACAUCCUGAGAAACUCACACAUACAAUUGAGAACCCUUUACGCACCGAAUGUCUUCAAUUCAGCCCUUGCGGUGACUACCUGGCUCUUGGGUGUGCCAAUGGAGCACUUGUCAUUUACGAUAUGGAUACAUUCCGACCCAUUUGUGUCCCAGGAAACAUGUUGGGAGCACAUGUCCGACCCAUUACAUCUAUCGCAUGGUCUCCGGAUGGAAGAUUUUUGCUCACAAGCUCUAGAGAUUGGUCAAUAAAACUUUGGGAUCUUUCAAUGCCAAGUAAGCCUUUUAAAGAAAUACGAUUCGAUUCUCCAAUUUGGGGCUGCCAAUGGCUGGACGCUAAGAAGCGGCUUUGUGUAGCUACGAUAUUUGAGGAAAGUGACGCCUAUGUCAUUGACUUCAGCAAUGAUCCGGUCGCAAGUCUUCUCAGUAAACCUGAUGAGAAACCAUUGAGUCCGACGCCUGAUCAUGGAUAUGUCCUUGUUUGUACAGUGCAUACCAAAUACCCAAAUAUCAUUAUCGUUGGAACUUCAAAAGGUUGGCUUGACUUCUAUAAGUUCCAUUCUUUAUCUCAAACAGAAUGCAUUCACUCUCUUAAAAUCACGAGUUCUAAUAUCAAACAUUUAAUUGUUUCGCAGAAUGGUGAGAGGUUGGCUAUUAACUGCUCUGAUAGAACAAUAAGACAAUACGAGAUAAAUGUUGAUGAUGAAAACUCUACUGUUGAGUUGGCCUUAGAGCAUAAGUAUCAGGAUGUGAUUAACAAGCUGCAGUGGAACUGUAUCCUUUUUAGUAAUAAUACUGCCGAAUACUUAGUCGCUUCUACACAUGGUUCUUCUGCACAUGAACUAUACAUCUGGGAAACGACAAGUGGAACGUUAGUGAGAGUUCUAGAAGGUGCAGAAGAGGAGUUGAUAGAUAUUAAUUGGGACUUCUAUAGUAUGAGUAUCGUGAGUAAUGGUUUUGAAUCUGGGAACGUAUACGUGUGGUCUGUUGUUGUUCCACCAAAAUGGAGUGCUUUGGCGCCGGAUUUUGAAGAAGUAGAGGAGAAUGUCGACUAUCUGGAGAAGGAAGAUGAAUUUGAUGAGGUCGAUGAGGCUGAACAGCAACAAGGGCUAGAGCAAGAAGAAGAAAUAGCCAUUGAUCUUCGGACAAGAGAGCAGUAUGAUGUUAGGGGUAAUAACUUGCUUGUCGAGCGGUUUACAAUCCCUACCGAUUAUACGAGGAUAAUUAAGAUGCAGUCGUCGUAG
This is a messenger RNA of Saccharomyces paradoxus, 1281 nucleotides long. RefSeq names its product COMPASS subunit protein SWD1 (gene SWD1). The record is from RefSeq and is a predicted model, not a curated record. The transcript has a single exon. The coding region runs from base 1 to 1281 and encodes 426 amino acids. Gene Ontology annotation, cellular component: Set1C/COMPASS complex. Lineage: Eukaryota; Fungi; Ascomycota; Saccharomycetes; Saccharomycetales; Saccharomycetaceae. Gene Ontology annotation, molecular function: protein binding.